Ictalurus punctatus (channel catfish) is the source of this 792-nucleotide messenger RNA. RefSeq names its product transthyretin (prealbumin, amyloidosis type I) (gene ttr). NCBI's taxonomy places the organism in Eukaryota, Metazoa, Chordata, Actinopteri, Siluriformes, Ictaluridae. Gene Ontology annotation, biological process: purine nucleobase metabolic process. The transcript is spliced from 4 exons. The record is from RefSeq and is a predicted model, not a curated record. Bases 76 to 543 code for a protein of 155 amino acids.
CCCAGUUUUCCCCUGGAGUCACCAGAGCGCACAGAAAAGGAGCUAAUUCAUCUAUUUAAGGCACAUAUUCAGUGUAUGCAUUCGUGUUCCACCAUGGCCAGAGCUAUAACUUUUGUCCUUUUUGCGUCAACACUUUUCUGCUGUCAGGCUGCUCCGGUGGAUCCUCAUGGAAGUUCAGAUGUACAUUGUCCUCUAAACGUAAAGAUCCUGGACGCAAUGAAAGGCGCACCUGCUGGAAAUGUGGCACUAACGGUCUUCCGCCAAGGUGCUGAUAAAACAUGGGAAAAAGUUGGCAGUGGGAACACAAAUAUAGCUGGUGAGGUUCAUGACCUUCUGUCCGAGCAGGACUUCAUACCUGGUGUGUAUCGUGUCGAGUUUGACAGCAAAACCUACUGGAAAACCGAAGGUCGCACACCAUUCCAUGAAGUUGCUGAAGUGGUGUUUGAGGCUCAUGCAGAAGGACAUCGUCAUUACACUCUGGCCCUGUUACUGAGCCCCUUCUCCUACACCACAACAGCUGUAGUGGGGAAAGGACAUGAUUAGAGAUACGCGCAGUAUGCCAAGUACCCACACCACCCACGUUUCCUCAUACCUGUACAACGAUUAGCUUGACAGGUGACCAUGAUGAACACAUUCAGACAAGAAAGAUUACUCUCUGAAUAGGUUUUCAACUAUAAACUCUUUUAAUGGUCAUUACAGACUGUAACGCAGUGAGCAAACCGGUAACAGUGAAGAGACCGGAAAAACGAAAGGGAAAAUAAAUGUAAUAAUAAAAUCAGUCAAAGCAGUCAA